Messenger RNA from Trichophyton rubrum CBS 118892, 834 nucleotides. RefSeq lists its product as uncharacterized. The record is from RefSeq and is a predicted model, not a curated record. The transcript is spliced from 5 exons. Gene Ontology annotation, molecular function: oxidoreductase activity, acting on the CH-OH group of donors, NAD or NADP as acceptor. Bases 1 to 834 code for a protein of 277 amino acids. NCBI's taxonomy places the organism in Eukaryota, Fungi, Ascomycota, Eurotiomycetes, Onygenales, Arthrodermataceae.
AUGACCACCGGCACUCGUCUUCAGGACAAGAUAGCCAUAAUCACUGGCUCUUCCGACGGAAUCGGUCGUGCAAUCGCUCUUCGAUACGCUGCCGAGGGAGCAUACGUAGACGGAGAAGAGUUGAAACCAACUCACGAAGUUCUGGACGAGAAGUAUCCAGCUUCAUCUGGAAGAUCUUUCUCACGUAGAUCGAUAUUUAUUAAGACAGAUGUUUCUAUUGAUGCCGACGUGAAGGCCCUGGUGAGUGCCUGUGUGAAGGAAUUUGGAAGGCUAGAUAUUAUGAUGAAUAACGCUGGUAUCGGGCCCAACUAUAGCCAUGAUCCAGCUCUAAGGCUGCAUGAAACUCCCGAGUACUCCUGGGAUAGGAUUAUGGGGGUGAAUGGAAAAGGUGUCUGGCUAGGGUGUAAAUAUGCAGCUGCUCAGAUGCUUGCUCAGGAGCCGCCCUCCACCGGCGAUAGGGGCUGGAUUGUCAAUACUGCAUCAGUAAUGGGCUUAGUUGGAAUACAGUGUGGUAGUGCAUAUUCUGCCUCCAAAGGAGCUGUCGUUAACCUCACUAGAGCAGUUGCCCUGGAAUACGGGGCUGAAAGAAUCCAUGUGAAUGCUAUAGCGCCUGGCUUUGUGCAGACUCCAUUGCUGGAAGACCUGACUCCCCAUGAUAGCGAAGAUCCGAACGUACAAGGCAUACGUGCUUCCUUUGCAGGCAAACAGCCAUUUGAAUACCGGUUUGCUAGAGUGGAGGAGGUAGCCAGUGUUGCAGUGUUUCUUGCAUCAGACGAGGCCAGCUUUGUCACUGGCCACACCAUUGCCGUGGAUGGAGGCUACCUAGCUCAGUAG